AACUUCUCGCGAGAAACAAGACUGGCGGAAAUUGGUUUAGUAGUUGGGACCAAACGCAUCAGUAGAUGACUGACUCCGGGAGAUGGCAGUAAUAAUACCAAGUGGAUGUCAGCAGCUAAAUACUUCUCUGAAGAAGAAGACGCAACAACAUCCACAGCAGCAGAAGAAUAGCUAAUGCUACUCGCCGGUCGGAAAUAUCGUCUUUCUCCACGGUGCUUGUGUGGCUUCAGAUGUAUAUGGGUCAACGUGUGUAACACAAUGGAGACCUGCAAUUAUGCCACAGCCCAGAAUGAUGCUGGUGGUGACUGGAGAUGAUUUUGGUUACUGUCCAAGGAGGAACCAGGGAAUUGUGGACUGUUUCCAGGCUGGAGGCAUUUCCAAUGUAUCGCUGCUGGUUAACACCACUGCUGCAAAAGAGGCAGCUGAUCUAGCUAAACGACACAACAUACCUAUUGGCCUCCAUGCUAACCUGUCAGAGGGAAUUCCAGUAUGUCAGAGUGUCCAGCAGGCCUCCACUCUGAUAAACCACCAUGGCUUCUUUCAUGGGAAGAUGGGCUUUCGUCAGGCCCUGGAGAGAGGUCAGCUCAGCAUGAAACAGGUGGAGCUGGAAUUGAGUGCCCAGGUCAGACAAUUCAGGGAACUUACAGGUCACCUGCCACAUCACAUGGACGGACACCAGCACAUCCAUGUACUGCCAGAGGUGCGUGAGGUGUUUGCACAGGUGCUGUCAGAUUUCAGCAUUCCAUACACUCGUGUUCCAGUGGAGCCAGGUUUACACAGCUGCCCGUGGCUACCAGUGCACCUCCAAAGAUUCUGUACACAGGUGGAGAAGGACGCCUUGGACUCUAUCCCUGUGUUCACACGCUAUGGAAUCAGGUGGCCAGAUGUGUACCUGGGACUGACCACAAUGGGCCAGAACAUGUCGGUCCCCAACCUGCAGAGGGCCCUCAGCCAUGCUUUGGCUGCCGGGCAUUCAGGCACUACCUCCAGCAGUGCAUCAGGUUCAAAUCAAUCUGUGGUCACAGCAGAGCUCAUGGUUCACCCAGGUUACCCCAGUCACCCAGAUGAAGGAGGCUGCGGAGAGGGUCCUGAUGAUUUCUCCCAGUCAGCUGACAGACAGCAUGAGCUGAACGUGCUUAGAGAACCAUCCCUGCUGGCCCUCUAUAGUCAGGAGAGAGUGCAGCUCUGUGCAUUCAAAGACCUCUGACUACUGCUGUCUAAAAAUCUACUGUAAACACUACACUACUGCAGAGAGCAAGUGGGAAACCUUAUCUUCCAGGUUCUGUUCUAUUGGUAAAAAAAACAUAUUUCAGAGUCAAAUUGCCAUUUGCUAGAAAUCGGCAUAAUCCUAUAAAUGUCAUUUGCAGCAUGUUUAAUGAAUACGGUUUAACCCAAGGCAGUCACAGCUUCACAGACAGAAGCAUAUGGAUUGAGAGCUAUGAAUUAAGUUGUCUCUCUAGUCCAGCCAGACUGUUGGCUGCAACAAUAGUACAUCUUCUCUUUUUUCAACCUAGUUCCCUAGUAUAAAAAGUUGUUCACAUUUUGUAGUCUUGAUAUUUCGGUCUGCUGAUUUUACCUUCAAUAGGAGACUGCACUGAGGUAGAGAGGCUACUCAGGGAGUACCAUUAUCCAUUUACAGCCUCUGAGUAAAUGUGACUCGAGCACAGAAGCACUUCAAAAACUAAACUUGCCUACAAAAUGGAAUGUAUUGUUCUAAGGUGUUUGUUAAAGUUUGGAUGUUUAAGACAAAGUUAGUUUUUUUAUGCAAGCCAUACUGAGUGCUGCUACACAGUACUCUGAUACAAUUUAUUGCACUACCUGCAUGCCCUCAGUUGCACAUAUCAAUUACAACUUGGGUUCUGUAGUGUGGUUCUGUCCAUUAUUAUACGCUGUACUUAGCCAAUACAGUGUAGAAGUAAAUGGCUGAGAUCUGGGAACACAGUGGUAUAAUACGGCCCUUUGAGUAUUCAAAUAAGUCCAGGUAAUAAACAAACAUGAGCAGUCAGAUGAUCAGGCAUGCCGGUGAGACAACUUCAUCUAGUUUAUUUUCAUCAUCCUUCAUUUUAUUGAUCCAUCAUCUGCUUCAUCCUUGACCUGCUGUACUCACUGUAGCUGUGAACACACAGCUUCUCUGGGCAAUGGCGGAUUAUUAGAGAGGGGUACACUCACAUAAAGUGGUUUAGUUAGAUUUGAAUAAACCCUUGGUUUGUGUUGACACAUUGUCUGACCUCUCCAUAGUGAUGCCACCAUGUUUCUAGAUCUCAGCUUUAACUUGGUGAGUAAACAGAUAUUAUUGUUGACUAAUCAAAGUAUACCCAAGUUGUAAUAACCUGUAGUUUUCCUUUAAGUGAAUUAGUAUCUGAUCUUGAGGUCCUGCUUGAAAAUCUAUUUAAGACCUCCAUUAUUUCAGCUUUGUCCUUAAGUUUUGAAAAUUGCUCCAUGUGUAUGUUUAAUCAAAUUACAACACAGAACUCUAUGGUCAGGUAUUAAGUAUUGAAUCUUAGUAAAAACGGGCUAACAGGGCCCCAGCAGUGUAUUUAUGUCUCAGAUGUCGAACAGUUGAAUCAUAAUAUUUGUGUGGUUUUUCUUUAAAGGGUGAAGGGAUGAUUUCUAAUGAUCUGAGGUCUGUGCAGCACAAGUAGCGAUGAACAUCUUGUCAGUGUGUGUCUAAGGGAAUGCUAUUUUAACAUUCACAUUUAAAAAUCACCUGUAACACUAUGUUUAUAAUUUUUAAGGCCAUUGUCUGUAUAUCUACAGUAGAAUUGAAUGUUUUGAUUCAGUUUCUUUCCAACUUCUAACUUAAUAUUUUAAUUCAAUGAUUGUUUUUUGUAAUCAGAAAGCAGCGUUUAAAACUGACUCGCCAAUAUCAAAUAUGAUAUCCUCCAGGGUUUUCAAGGGACUUAGGUUCUCUCUUGGUGACAGGGAGUGGUGGUGGCACUCAGGAGUUUGAAAUGAUUUGAAAGAAAUUUUAAAUUGUUUAAACAGAGAGAUUUGAUUUGUUUCCGGUCUGUGAUUCGAAACCCCAUAUUUAUACCAUUUUAUCUUGAUGAAUGCACUUUUUAAAAUAAUCUCUUAAAAACUAAUAAAUUCCCAAAAUGAUUAUAAUUCAUUCAGCAAAAUCACUGUUUACACUCACUGUUACUGGAAGAGAGCAUGAAGAACACAUGAAACAGUGUCACUCUUUGAUUAUGUUUUCCUACUUUUUCUUUUUACCAAGUUGUACCUUAACUUAAUUUGGGAAUUUCACUCCCUGCUCUGGUGUCUAUUUGUCUGUGUGUAACAGUGGGAGAUUGAGCCCUGCCCAUGUUCAAACCACCAGGACAGAGGAUCCAGUGUGACCAUAAAUGUUAGAGAACUCUCAACAUACUGUAUAUGUUUUUUCAAAUAUCUUUGUUGCUGUGGAGAAACACUUGACCAAGUGGUCUAAUUGAAGGGAAAACACUCUUUAUCUUUAUAAAUACUAUAUCCAAUUUCUAUAUUUAUGUGACUCAAAAAGUCAACCCAUACGAUGCUAGAGGAUAGGACAGUUCAGACUUGUGCUAUUAAUACUGUUACACAUUAGAAUGUAUUAGUGUUGAUAAAUCAUUUGUGCAGCUUCUAAAUGUAUUUUAUCAAGUUAACACCAUAACCUGUGGAGCCAUCCAUCCACAUGGGUCUCACCUCAUAGGGUGAGACUGUUUAGUGAGAUCUACUGGUUAAUAUUAUAAAUUAAAAGCACAUGCUUCCAUACUGGAUGGCUCAUGAUGAAAGUUUGACUCAAAAGUAAUCAUGUCAAGGCUCCAGUCAAUAUAUAAUGUUUACUACCACAUAAAUAACACAAAUUAAUGGUGCUUCUCAUGAAAGCCUGUGCAUGGAGCAGGCUCCCAAAAAUAAUGAAAAAUGUACAAUUGGUGUAAAAAAUAUGGGUUGUAACACCCUCAAUAUCACUCUUGUUUAAGAAUUUGCCCUUUUAAAAACAAAAUGAUAUGCAGUACAGACUUAAUGGUUCUUGUCAAGAUACUUUUGAAGUUUUAGAAAGGAAAUUAUAUCAAGGGCCUAAAAAGUAAUGUGGGAUUUGGACAAAAGUACAGGCUUUCAUUUUCUGACCCAUUUUGUGAUCUAUCCAUCCAUUAUCUAUAGCACUUAACUUUUGAGAGGGGAUGGAGACAAUACUUGUUUGUUUAUACCUUAUUCUGUUCGGUGUUGCACUUAUUCUUGGACAGGUGAAGCAAACCGUGUUAAAGGGGGUUGGAUUGUAGUGGGAACACUGGUGGUAAGGUGUGACUGUGGUAAAUGAUUUACAUGGCUCCUGGGUCAGGAAGUUGAACUUUGCAUAGAGCUCCAGGGAAGUCAUGACUGGCUCUGAACUCAUUUCAAUUUUGAACAGCACAUUAAACCUUGUUAGUGGAUUACCUGCUCUACUUCCUGACCCACAGCCACACAAUAUUAAACUCACACUGGCUCAUUACAAGUACUUUGUUUAAUCAUCAAAGUACAUACUACUGGAAAUAAAUCUUAAAUGUUA
Messenger RNA from Hippoglossus stenolepis (Pacific halibut), 4504 nucleotides. It is a transcript of the gene ydjc, whose product is annotated as YdjC chitooligosaccharide deacetylase homolog. The transcript has 6 exons. Gene Ontology annotation, molecular function: deacetylase activity. The record is from RefSeq and is a predicted model, not a curated record. The coding region runs from base 275 to 1207 and encodes 310 amino acids. NCBI's taxonomy places the organism in Eukaryota, Metazoa, Chordata, Actinopteri, Pleuronectiformes, Pleuronectidae. Gene Ontology annotation, biological process: carbohydrate metabolic process.